Molecule: messenger RNA, 2310 nt
Organism: Copidosoma floridanum
Lineage: Eukaryota; Metazoa; Arthropoda; Insecta; Hymenoptera; Encyrtidae
Gene: E23
Product: ABC transporter G family member E23
Biological process (GO): transmembrane transport
Cellular component (GO): plasma membrane
Molecular function (GO): ATP hydrolysis activity; ATP binding; ABC-type transporter activity
Source: RefSeq, a predicted model, not a curated record
GCACGAGGUGUUUAUCGAAAACCAAGUAAAAAAUAAAAUAAGAAAAGAAAAGGGCAGUCGUACAGUUGUUGCGGCAGUGGAAGCAGACGAGGGAAGAUAAGGAGGAGGCGGGGGCGCAAGGACGGCGCAGCAAGGAGCAAUAGAGUCGCUUGGGGGCGGCAGUGUCGCAGCCAACUCGGCGCUGCAGUGGACAUGAUUAUUUCAAAGGACCUGUUCCUCCUCGGCGACCAAGACUACCUGCGCCUCCCCAACAACGAGAAGCGCCAGCAGCGGGCAAUGGGACGCCCGAUCAUCAAUGCUCCCAGAGUGGAAAGUUCAGCGCUACAACUGGUGUGUCCCUUGGAUUCUCGGCCCGUGCAACUGGUCUUCCGAAAUUUGCAAGUCGUCAAGGACAAACGCUCCCUCCUGCGCGAUGUAUCCGGUAUCGUCAAACCGGGCGAAUUGCUUGCUGUCAUGGGACCUUCAGGUUGCGGCAAGUCCACGCUGUUGAACUGUCUGUCUGGUCGCAUCGGGCUCGACGGCGGUGAGAUUUGGCUGAACCGGGAGAGGCUCACAAAGAGAUGGCGCCGGCGGAUCUGCUACGUGCAACAGCAGGACAUCUUCUUUCCAGAUCUCACCCUCAGACAGACUUUAGAGUACCAGGCUCGGCUGAGGCUUCCGGACACCCUCUCCCACUCGCAAAAGAUGCAGUGCGUCGAUCACAUCAUCGAGGUUCUCGACCUCGGCACCUGCCAGGACACCAUUGUCGGUGACUACACGAAGCGAGGAUUGUCGGGAGGAGAGAAGAAAAGGACGAGUAUAGCCUGCGAAUUGCUUACGAAUCCGUCGUUAAUGUUGCUGGACGAGCCAACGAGCGGGCUGGACUCGCACUCGGCCCAGGCCCUGAUAUCCCGGCUGAAGAUGUACGCCGAGCAGGAGGGCAAGAGCAUCGUUAUCACGGUCCACCAGCCGAGCUCUCGCAUGUUUCACACCUUCAACAAACUACUGCUGCUCAGCAGGGGCCAGAUCGCCUACUACGGUACCACGGCCAACGUCGGGAGAUUUUUUUCCGGCAUCGGGCUCACCCUUCUGCCGCACUACAAUCCCGCCGACCUCAUACUGGAGCAGAUAAAAGGCCCGGAGGAGGUGAGGGAGCGCAUCGUCGUGGCGGCCAGAGCAGCGCGCCAGGGUCCCGACUGUCCGCCCGAGUUGCGUCCCGACUACAACCCCAGCCAGCAUCCGCUCUGCGAGCAUCUCAUCCACUACCACGAGCACCACAUCACGCACAAUGGCAAAGAGGAAGAGGGACGCACGCUCUGGCUGGACACGCAGAGCCACGCGAGCAGCAACGCCAGCUCGGCCGACGACGAUUACACCUGGCAGUGGCCCACCAGCUUUUGGUCCCAGUUCAAAGUAUUAUCGGAGAGGAAUUUCCAGGAGGCGAGGCCGCGGAUGUUAUCCCGGCUGAAUUGGCUGCAGACCGUGGCGUUGGGCGUGUUGGCCGGUCUCCUCUGGUUCCGGCUGCCCAGGACCGAGGCGUCGCUCCACGACAUCCAGGGCUGGAUGUUCUUCAGCACGACCUAUUGGAUGCUCUUUGCUCACUUUAGCGCCCUCUCGAGCUUUCCUCCGGAACGAGAGGUGAUAAACAAGGAACGGCUGUCGGGCUCGUACCGGCUAUCGGCGUACUACCUCGCCAAGAUGGUCGGCGAGUUGCCGCUCACGAUAACCCUGCCUGCGGUCUACCACAUAAUCAGCUACCCGAUGCUCGGCUUUCACAGCUUCGUCGUUUUCGUCACGUUACUCGCCUUCCUCCUACUCAACACGAUAGUCGCCCAGAGCGUGGGUUUCUUCGUGGGCGCCUGCUGUCUGGAUCUACAGGUGAGCAUAACCGCGUCGGCUCUCUACACCCUGGCGACCCAGUUGUUGGGCGGCUACUUGGCGACCGCAGUGCCACCGUGGCUCGCCUGGGCGCGCUACGUCAGUAUGGUCCAUUACGCGUACCAGAACAUGCAGAUCCUCGAGUUUGGCGUCGGCGAGCCCAUCGUUUGCUCACAUCCGAGCAAGUUCCUCGAGUGCAGAAACGGCACGACGAUACCCGUGUCGGCGAUACUCGCAAAUCAGGGCAACGGUAGCUACAAGGGCUCGUACGGGCUGUCACUGUGGGCCAACACGGCUGUCCUGCUCGCAUUCCUCGUCGUCUUCAGGACGAUGGGCUACCUCGUGCUGCGCUACUAUCGCGUGCCCAAGUGAAUUGCCUCGCGAUGACGCUCCUGUUGUCACUGAGCCACCGUUACUACCUACUAUUAUAUGCUACCCGUCGUCUAAGACGAA